AUGGGCAACCGUCGCGGAAUUGCGCGAGUGACGCUGGUUGGCGAGGUCAUCAGCCGGACUAUUGUCUCUGCAAUGGUCAUUGUCUCCAUCGUCGUCGCCGCCACUAGCAUCUAUCCCAAGGGCUUCACGGUCAUGUUUGCCACAGCUGGUAUUGCUGUCGUUGUCGAGGGUGCUCUUCUACUUCGUGCCUUGUUCUACCUCGUCAAGCCGUCCGCCUACAACCUCACCAACCUCCGUGGCGGAAUUCUCAUCCUGGUCCAGUGUGUUCUGCUGGCUCUCUUCAUCAUUGCUGCCGUCUUUGCAUUCAGGGACUACUCUAAGGAGCCCGGCUACGAGAGCCGAAACCAGGCCGCCGUCUACGACCGACGCAUUGCCUGCGGUGUUCUCAUUAUGGCAUCCAUCCUGUUCCAAAUCGUGCCCACCAUUAUCACCAUCGCUAGAUUCUCUCAGGGUAGCGAUGAGGACAUGAAGAUCAAGAGCAAGGAGAGUGACGAGAAUGCUCAUGAGCACUAA
Messenger RNA from Cordyceps militaris CM01, 513 nucleotides. RefSeq lists its product as uncharacterized. The record is from RefSeq and is a predicted model, not a curated record. Bases 1 to 513 code for a protein of 170 amino acids. NCBI's taxonomy places the organism in Eukaryota, Fungi, Ascomycota, Sordariomycetes, Hypocreales, Cordycipitaceae. The transcript has 3 exons.